This is a messenger RNA of Eupeodes corollae, 3144 nucleotides long. Its product is annotated as protein spartin. The transcript is spliced from 6 exons. Gene Ontology annotation, cellular component: plasma membrane. Bases 650 to 2380 code for a protein of 576 amino acids. The record is from RefSeq and is a predicted model, not a curated record. Gene Ontology annotation, biological process: negative regulation of BMP signaling pathway; cell division. NCBI's taxonomy places the organism in Eukaryota, Metazoa, Arthropoda, Insecta, Diptera, Syrphidae.
UCUGUUCCGGGCCAAUAUUUUUGCUAUUUCAUGUUCAUCAUCUUUCAUCAUUGUACGUACAUAAAAAGUGUUUAAAAAUAAUUGUUUUGUGUUAUUUUCAUUUAAAUAAAGUUCUCUAAACUUGCAUCCAUUGGUAAACAACAAUAAAUAGACUAUCAACUCAAAACAUUCCAACAUCCAACAUUCCAUUCCGGCAAAGGAUAACAUCUGAAUAAUCGAGUUCAUCAACACACCUUAAAAUGUCCGAAAAGAAAAACAAAAUUUUGUAAAUUAGCACAUGGCCUUUAAACAAGGCAGUGACGUCGAUGAAAACCCAAACAAAUUAACUUUCAGGAAAUAAAUUGGACAAAUUUCAAUUCACCAUCACGAACUCAAAACAAGAAGAGAUGAGUUCAUGAAAAGCAAGAGUCAUCUGAAAAUGCAUAGGCUAAUCUAUUAGCUUUGGGGCAGGCGGCAGGUUGAGUCAGGAUGUUGGACAAAAUCCAAUUUUAGAAAAGCUAUUUCAUGACAGUCUAGAAAGAAAAACAAAUUUAGUUUUCAAUUUAAAUUAGAUGAAUCAGUGCACUGCGUGUUUUGAUAGUUUAUAGGUACUGUAAAAGUUAUUGCAAGAAGUUCCGGUCAUUAAUUUUUAUAAAUUUUCUGCUAUAAGAUGAAUACUUUAGUAAAUAAAUUUUUCAUAAUGACUUCCGAGGCUGAGUUCUUAAAGUGUUAUAGCAAAAUUAAAUUAGGAUAUUCUGAAGUCAUAAAACACAUUGACGCUUCGGUUACCCUAGAAGAAGAAGAGAACGUUGAUGAAGCUUUGCGCAGCUACAAUAAAUGUAUUGAAGCUAUAGAUGCAAUUUUUGCGAUUCCAGUUGGAUUACCUGAUAAUGUUGAAGCUGUACAAAGUCAAUGGAACGAUGCAUGCAAUAUUAUUCAAAAAUUGAAAACAUUUCGUUCCGAAGUAAUUUACAGACGUUCAUGUAUCGAAUCCAAGGUGACAAAAGUUGAUGGAAUUUCAUCCGAAGAUGAUUCAACCCAACCCAUUCCAAAGAAAAAGUCUACUGAAACAUGUGCAGACGGGGCCAUAACCGACGCCAAUACUACGAAAAUGUCGCCAAGUUGUUUAUCUAAGAAUUCAACUCCGUUUGCGAUAGCGAAUGAAUCAGGCAUUCCAAUGACAUACAGACAAAUCAUAAAAGGACUUCGUGUUGCCAUCGGCACUGCGGAAACUCCACUAACCUUUGACACAAUAUUUGAAUCUAAUGCAAAGUUAUAUAAAAUUCAACCAAACGGAGCAGUGACCAGCGCAGAGAAUGGAACUCAACUCCAAUUAGCGAUCAUUGGCACAGAAUCGCCUGAAUGGAAAUACCUCAAUAACAUGUACUUCAUUCACUGCCAAAUGAAUGUGAACAGUUGUGCGGAACCAUCGAACCAAGAGAUGUCCUGGGUAUAUCCACUCGUUCCUGGGAUAACAACAUGUUUUCGCACAGAGUAUGGGGCUUUUAUUUUCCCUGAUAUGGAAGCCGAUGAGCCGGGCACAGCAUUUGGAAUUAUUCUCGAAGGCCAAGAGCCAGAGUACAAUCAAUUUUGGUUAGAUUUAAUCGAAGCUAUUAUAACUGGAGAAGUUAUGGAACUUAAAGAAGGUCCGUCUCGUCGUGCACCAAGAGAUGUUAGCACAACAGUUUCAAAGACCAUUGUUGGGACAGCUGAUUUCAUAGCCAAGAACCUUGUGAAAGGAGCUGAAAAAACUGGAGAACUUAUGGUCAAGUCAACUCCAUAUUUAAUAUCAAAGAUGUCUCAGGCUCCUCCCGAUACACCUCCAGUUUCUUCUAAGGUUCAAACUUCAGUUGAAGUUGCAAAAAAUGUGUCCGGUGCAGCUGUAGGAGUCACGGGUUAUAUUGCCGGCAAGGUCGGGUGUGCCACAAUGGCGAUAGGACGUUUUUUAGCACCUCAUAUUAAAAAUCAAGGAGCAAACAUACUCUCAGUCGGUUUUGGUUUGAGUGAGGAAGACGCACAAGAUAAAAUGCAAGGAGCAUUUACUAUUGCUGCCGGUGCAGUGGAAGGCUUCAGCACAGUUUUCAAUGGACUUGAAGAAUCUGCAAAAAUUCUAGGCACAAAUUUAAGCAACAAUUCUGUUAAAAUUAUUGAGCACAAAUAUGGACCAUCUGCAGGCCAAGUGGCUUCUGGAACUUUUGAUACGCUUGGAAAUGCUUUCACUGUAAGUCAGAAUGUAAAAUAUAUCACUCCCAAAGGAAUUGCAAGGCGAGUUGCUAAAAGCACUGGUAAGGGUGUUUUUGAGAUUUACAAAAAUGGACAGCGUCCAGAAUCGCAUUAUGUGCCAGCUGGCGUUUUGUAUCCUGAUUUGAGUGAAUUGAAAGAGCAAUAUUCGAAAAAGUAAAUUCUCAUAAUAGGUAUAGUCUAUAAAUAUAAAUUGUAACUUAUGUCAGCCCUAAAUUGUGGUAUCUGUUCAAAAACUAACGAACAUCAAAAGUAUUCUUUGUCGAAAAUAAAUUUUAAAUAUCGAUGCAGAACUCAAGUAGUAAAUAUUGUAGAUGGUAUUCAAUAAGAUAUUAAAUGGGACCUGUGAUUGAUUAGCUACCAACAUUAAGUCAAGUUUUAUUUGACAAUCAAAGCUAUCCAAUCAGACUCCAUUGAAAAAGUGACUUGCCUAAACAAUUUUUAUUAAAAUGUAAAAGAAAAAAUAGAACUCAAAAAAUCCGACAUAUCCAAUUUUGCGUAACCUAAACUCUCAAACCAAAGAGCGAUCUGUUCAAACUAAUAAACAAUUCGUCGAUCUUAUUUGUCCGAUAUGUCGUAGUACAUGAGUUUUUCUCUUUUCUUUAAAUACUUUAAUAAAAUAAUAAAAACAAAACAUAUCGUACAAAUUUUUAUUUCUUCCCGAAGAGAUACUCACUAUAGGGUUGGUAAUAUUAAAAUCUUUCGAAUCUCGUGUUGUUUUGUCUUCUCAUUAUUUAUUAAUUAAUUUUUACACCUAAAAUAAUAAUAAUAAUAAUGUAUGUAUACCUAAUACUAAUUUUGUAAUUUGUGCUAAAUAGGGAAAGAAGUAUUGUUAAAUAUAUUCUAAUAAUUGUUAAUGUAUUGUGCGUUAUUGUUUGUUGAAAAGUGAAAUAAAAGUAAACUUGUAUAAGAUAAAAUGGAAAA